This is a messenger RNA of Cucurbitaria berberidis CBS 394.84, 540 nucleotides long. Its product is annotated as DNA replication complex GINS protein PSF3. The record is from RefSeq and is a predicted model, not a curated record. NCBI's taxonomy places the organism in Eukaryota, Fungi, Ascomycota, Dothideomycetes, Pleosporales, Cucurbitariaceae. The transcript is spliced from 4 exons. Gene Ontology annotation, biological process: mitotic DNA replication initiation. Gene Ontology annotation, cellular component: GINS complex. Bases 1 to 540 code for a protein of 179 amino acids.
AUGAGCUCCUACUACGAUGUUGAUGCCAUCCUCACCGAUGCUCAGAAAGUACCAUGCACCUUCGAGCUCACCGUCCCCGGUUUGGGCUACCUCGAGGGCAAUAUGAGCGGCGACAUCAAGGAGGGCUCCAAAGUUGAGCUGCCUCUCUGGUUGGGCGAGAUGCUCGCACUAAGUCAGAGUCUAAAUACGUCCUCCCUCGUGACCCUUGACCCACCUUCAGCACUGUCUCCACGCGUCUUGAACGCACUGAAAGCUGACCCACGAACCGUCGAUCUCCGCGCACUGGCACCGCACUUUUACAAUCUUGGUGCCAGGAUCCUUGAGCUAUUCGAGGAGGAGGAGAUGAUUGAGGUUUUAAGUGAUACUUUCAAAACCAGAGCGGCCGUCAUAGCUGAUCAAGCGCACAACCCGCGAGGCGCCCUGGGCGAGGGCGCCGACUUCAUGAGAGGCCUGGACGAAAACGAACGGCAGCUAUUCCGUGCCGCACACGAUAGUGCUAAAGGCGUGCGGACAUGGAUGGCAGACCUCAAGCAGAAGUGA